Messenger RNA from Medioppia subpectinata, 3918 nucleotides. The record is from the annotation of a GenBank genome assembly. NCBI's taxonomy places the organism in Eukaryota, Metazoa, Arthropoda, Arachnida, Sarcoptiformes, Oppiidae.
AUGAAGAAAGAAAGUCUAGAACCCUCGGCAUCAGUGCUCUCAUUAUUGACAUUUUGGUGGAUAAAUCCAUUGAUAUUCUUAGGCUAUAAAAGAGCGCUCACUUCAGAGGAUUUGUGGGAAUUGAGUGAAGAAAAUAAAACAGAAUAUAAUUCCGAGUUAUUUAAGGAACGGUUGCGACAAAACCAGCGGAUAAACCGAAAGGGAAUUCUUGGACCACUUCUCACAACUUAUUGCUUUUCUAUCGCUUUUAUAGUUGUAUUGAAGUUUAUCCUCAGUUUCCUUCCGUAUGUGAACCCAUCGGUACUUAAUUGGCUCAUAGACUACAUGAGCGAAGGGAACACAGAACCGGAAUGGCGGGGAUAUCUCUAUGCGAUCAUUAUGUUUAUGUCACCAAUGAUUGAAUCGCUGAUUGCGACUCAGUAUGACUUCUACGACGCUAUCGUUGCCCUCAGAAUCAGAUCGUGUUUAACAAAUGCUAUCUAUAAAAAGAGUCUCCGGUUGUCGAGCGCCGGACGAAAUGACUUUACGAUCGGUGAGAUUAUAAAUCUCAUGUCUAUCGAUACGCCACGGAUUGCAGAGUUGGUGCAGAUAGUGAACGAGACGUGGUCUGCGCCCCUGCAGAUCAUAUUUGCCAUGUAUUUAUUGUGGCAACAGUUAGGGGUUGCGGCCAUCGCUGGUCUGGUAGUGAUGUUACUCCUUAUACCAGUGAAUGGUUAUAUAUCAGGAAAGUUGCGAUUCAUUACAAGCCAUCUCAUGAAAUACAAAGACAAGAGAAUCAAAUUAAUGAACGAAAUCUUGUGCGGCAUUAAAGUGUUGAAACUGUACGCAUGGGAGCCAUCAUUUGAUGACCAGGUUAUGCAUAAACGCGACCACGAGAUCAAACAGUUAACCACAAGAGCCUAUGUUAUGAGUGCAAUGAUUUAUGUCUUCUAUUUGGUACCAUAUCUGGUAGCGGUGACUAGUUUUAUGACAUUCGUGUGGAUCAGCUCAUCAAAUGUGUUGACCCCUCAGAAGGCGUUUGUCUCUCUCGCUCUUUUCAAUCAAAUGCGGUUCCCAUUGAAGGACUUUCCGCGACUCAUCUCUUUCUACGCUUUGUUUUCAGUCUCAUUGAAACGCAUUAAUAAGUAUAUGUCUGGCGAUGAGAUCGACUCCGAGUCUAUCACAUAUCGUAUUAACAGCAAUGAGGCUAUAGUUGUAGAGAAGGCCUCCUUUAGUUGGAAACGAGGAGAGAGUGCUAUCCUCUCUGAUAUAUCACUUACUGUACCUAAGAAUCAGUUGAUAGCAGUGGUGGGUCAGGUCGGCGCAGGAAAGUCAUCCCUUUUGUACGCUUUAUUGGGAGAUAUGUUUAAACUGAAGGGAAGUAUUAAUAUAAGCGGCAAAAUAGCGUACGUUCCCCAACAGGCGUGGAUUCUGAACGCGUCUCUCAAACAGAAUAUUGUUUAUACGAGCGAUGAAAACGAUAUCAAACUCAACACAAUUCUCGAGAAAUGCGCUCUUCUUCCCGAUCUGGAAGUGCUUCCGGGCGGACACAACACAGAGAUCGGCGAAAAAGGCAUUAAUUUGUCGGGGGGACAGAAGCAGAGGGUAUCGAUAGCGAGGGCCUGUUAUUCUUCAGCUGAUAUUUUUCUAUUGGACGAUCCGUUGUCCGCAUUGGACGCCAAUGUAGUCAAACACGUGUUCAACGAAGUGAUUGGACCAAAUGGUAUGCUUAAGGAUAAGACCAGAAUUCUGGUAACGCAUCGCAUAUCAGUGUUGUCUGAAUGCGACCAAAUUGUGGUCAUGAAAGACGGACUCAUCUCCGAAAUGGGCUCUUAUAAGCAAUUAUUGGAAAAUAGAGGAGAUUUCGCAGAAUUUCUUAUGUCUCACAUUAAUGAAGGAAAUGAUGAGGACAUCGAUGAGGAAGAACUCAAACUUCUUGCAGAUGUGGUUAACAAAGACAGUAUUAUUAGGCAGAGAUCAAACACUAGGAGCUCCGGUAGCUCUUCGCUGAGGCAACGAACGAUUAGCAACGCAUCCAAAAUAAGUGCAAAUAAAGAGAUUAGUAAAUCAAUGCCAAAAGAAGAGGCGAAGAAUAUUUCAAAGUUAAUUGAAGCCGAAAAGUCUGAAACGGGAUCCGUUAAGCUGUCUGUGUAUUGGGAUUAUCUUCAGAAGAUUGGUCUAUUAGGUGCCUGCGGUGUCCUUCUGGCACAUAUGGGCGCCAUUUCAUUGAACAUAGGGUCGAGUCAAUGGCUAUCCAUUUGGAGCGAAGAUUCUAAUGAUCCCAAACUAGUGAACGACACUCAACUCCGAGACACAAGACUCGGAAUAUACGCUCUGUUGGGCUCCGGAGAGUCCAUAAUGUUGUUUAUCGCAACCCUAACACUCAAUUUGGCGACAAUAAGAGGCGCCCGACUGUUGCACAGAGAUAUGUUGGACCACAUAUUUCGGGCGCCGAUGUCCUUCUUCGACACGACACCAAUGGGUCGAGUGUUGAAUCGUUUCGCCCGAGAUAUCGACGUUUUAGACACUCAAUUGGACGUCAAUAUCCGAAAUGUGUUGACACAGAUCUUUCGAGUCUUAUCGGCGUUAGUGGUGAUGGCUUUUGUGGUGCCGAUAGUACUGGUGUUUGUGCUUCCACUCGGACUCGUAUACCUGAUAGUACAGCGCCUAUACAUUCCCACAUCGCGACAGUUGAGGCGAAUAGAGUCGACCACUCGAUCGCCCAUUUAUUCAUAUUUCUCGGAAACACUUUCGGGUGCGACCAGUAUUAGGGCAUUCGGUUCGGGCGACCGGUUUGUGGACGAGUUUAACAAAAAGAUUGACUUAAAUAACACGAGUUCUUUUACCACAAUAUUGGCCACUUGUUGGCUAUGUAUUCGUUUGGAAUUUUUAGGCUAUUUAAUAAUAUUUAUCAAUGCCUUAUAUGCGGUCCUAAACCGACACACAUUAAGUGCCGGCGCCGUCGGCCUAACGAUGAGUUACGCGCUCACAAUAACUCGUGCCUUAAAUUACUUGAUUAUUGUGGUCACUUAUUUGGAGACCAAUAUUGUGUCCGUUGAACGUUGUCUUGAAUACACACGCAUUCCGGUUGAGGCAUUGCAACGCAAACCCGAGACCCGACCUGACGACGGGUGGCCACAGAAAGGUUGCAUCACUUUUGAGAAUUAUAGCACCAGAUAUAGGGAUGGAUUGGAUCUGGUCUUGAAGAAGAUAUCAUUGACUAUAAAUGGGGGAAAAAGAGUGGGAGUAGUCGGCAGAACAGGUGCCGGAAAGUCGUCGCUAACGUUAGCUCUGUUUCGACUUAUAGAGCCGGUCAAUGGACUCAUUGACAUCGAUGGCAUAGACAUCAGUGCUAUAGGUUUGUAUGAUUUGCGGUCUCGGGUAACAAUCAUACCUCAAGAUCCGGUGCUCUUCACCGGUACUUUGAGAUACAAUUUGGAUCCGUUUGACACGUACUCAGACUCCGAGAUAUGGUCGGCACUAGAAUUGUCUCAUUUGAAGACAUUUGUUGGUUCAUUGGAUGCCGGACUCGACCAUAUGCUGGCCGAAGGCGGCGAUAAUUUGAGUGUCGGUCAAAAGCAGUUGGUAUGCCUCUCGCGAGCGCUGUUACGCAAAUCCAAGAUCAUUGUGUUGGAUGAGGCGACCGCUGCCGUCGAUAUAGAAACCGAUGACUUGAUUCAGAGCACUAUAAGGACUGAGUUUAAUGAGUGCACUAUUGUUACGAUCGCUCACCGAUUGAAUACAAUUCUUGAUUACGAUAUGAUUGUUGUGUUGAAUAGAGGAGAAGUUGCGGAAUACGAUUCUCCCAAAGCUCUACUCAGACUGAGUUUAAUGAGUGCACUAUUAGGAGAAGUUGCGGAAUACGAUUCUCCCAAAGCUCUACUCCAAAAUACCGACUCUAUAUUUUACUCGAUGGCCAAGAGUUCAGGGCAUAUCUGA